CAGUGCAGUAUACAGUAUACAACUACAAGGCAGUGAUACGGCAAAGCAGCCUUUCUGAAAUUCCCGAUAGAAUAUAAAGAAAGUUUAAAAAAGGAAGAGGAUAGGACAUAAUCAUGAGGGUUUAUGCUGUGAUAUUCAUGUUGGCAGUAGUGCCUGCCUUUGUGGUCGGUGAUACGCCGGCAAAUUGCACGUACGAAGACGUCGCCGGGGAAUGGAUUUUCGAGGUCAGCGGUUAUGGCGGUGACAACAAAAUUGAUUGCACAAAGCCAGGUCCUGUGACAUACAAGUUGCAUGUGCAGUUGCUUUUCCCAGAUGUGGCAGUUGAUGUCCAGUAUGGUACCAAAGGAUUCUGGACUCUGAUUUACAACCAGGGUUUUGAGGUUGUGCUCAACAAUAGGAAGUACUUUGCUUUCUCAGAAUACACUCAACAAGGAAGCCAGGUUACCAUGAAUUGCUCUCAGACCCUCCCUGGUUGGUCACACAAUGUAAUUGGGUCUGACUGGGCUUGCUAUGUAGGCAGCAAGGUGGGUCCAUCAAAGGUACACACUGUCAGGAAAGAAAGGCGUCCAGAUUUCAGCCAGAUGAUGUACAGAAACGAUAAGAAGAUGGUAGAGAAGAUCAACAGAGCUCAGAAAUCCUGGAAUGCAACCAUCUAUCCCGAGCAUGAGAUGUAUACUGUGGAAGAUAUGCGGAGGAGAGCAGGUGCCAUGAAUGGCUUAGGAUCCUCCAGACCUCACCCUGCACCUGUCACAGCAGAGGCAUCAAAGGCAGCAUUCUCACUGCCGGAGUCCUUUGACUGGAGGGAUCUCAACGGUCAGAACUUUGUAUCACCAGUCAGAAACCAGGCUCAGUGUGGAAGUUGCUUCUCCUUUGCUGCCCUGGCGAUGCUGGAAGCGAGACUGCGCAUAGCGACCAACAACACGGUCCAGAAAGUGUUUGCACCUCAGGAUGUGGUGGACUGCAGUGAAUAUGCACAGGGAUGUGAAGGAGGGUUUCCCUAUCUAAUAGCCGGUAAGUAUGCAGAGGAUUUUGGUGUGGUGGAGGAAUCGUGUUACCCUUAUCAAGGAGUUGAUUCGGCUUGCAGCAAGGAGCAGCCUGGAUGCCGCAGAUACUAUGCCACCAACUACCAGUACAUCGGGGGCUUCUACGGGGCCUGCAACGAAGAGCUCAUGCGCCUCGCCCUGGUCAACAACGGCCCAAUCGCCGUCGGUUUUCAGGUCUAUGGGGACUUCAUGAGCUAUAAAGGGGGCGUGUAUCACCACACUGGAGUCAAGAACUCCAUGCUGAAGUUUGACCCCUUUGAGCUGACCAACCAUGCCGUGCUGGUGGUCGGGUAUGGGGUGGAUGAGGCAUCGGGGAUGAGUUUCUGGACUGUGAAGAACAGCUGGGGUACUGGAUGGGGUGAAGGGGGUUACUUCAGGAUCCUAAGGGGUACCGAUGAGUGUGGUAUUGAGAGUAUGGCCAUGCAGUCAUUCCCUGUCUUUCCAUGAUUUUCAUAAUUCUGCAUUUUAGUCUUUGAAUGAAAUAGGGAUAUUUUUUAUAUGGUAUCAAUGAUAUUGAAAAUGAUUGAAUUUAAUUAAAGUAUAUUGAUAAAAAUACUGUUAUUUCUAUCACAAAAUUCAUGUUUUCAGUGCCUGUUGUCUCUUACCUCUUUAUGAUGUUAAAAUUCUACUUUAUAGAAUGUAUGCAUGUAUAGUAAUCUAUGGAUAUUGCAUUCAAGUCUUUCUCAAAGCCUUACAUUUCUAGGUAUAAUCUUUUUUAAGGUUCUUUCUACCAUUGUCACUGUACUUAAUUAUGAAUGAUAGCCAUUUUGUGCCAAGGAAUCUAUCAUGAGGUUGACAAAAUGAUGUAAAUACUUUGUAUCCCAAAAAUAUAUGUAUAUAGCACUGUCUCCUCUAAAUGAAUACUUACUUACUUUUAUAAUGUAUGUUCAUGAUUUUCGAUGUCAAUCAAGUUUCUAGAUAUUAAUAUUAUUCUCUGAUUUGGAGUUGAGUACAAGAUUAAGAACAUGCACCUGUAUGCUAGUGUGGUCAUUGAAUUUAAGUUCAUAUACAUGUACAAUGAAUAUCUAGUUUGAAGCAAAGAAAGGAAUGGUGAUUAUGACUAGUAAAUAAUCUCUCGAGUACCAAUCACAUCAAAUGGGGGAUGCUGGGAAUAUAUUUGUUUGUAUCAUUUGAAAUAUAUAUAUUUUUUUAAUCAGUACUAUAUUGUACCUUUCACUUCACUCAUGUAAAAUGUCCUCAAUCUAUUCAGCUUAUGUUCUCAGGAAACAUUUAUGCUCUCUUACCUUAAUUUACACAAUUUGAAGAUACAAACGAGUUACAAGGAAGAACAUAGUCCAGAUUACUCUUGCUUUUUUGGUUUGAUCAACAUAAUUCACUUUAGACUACUCCUAACUUUCUCAUUUGAUAAAUUUAUUCAAUCCAAAAUGUCCUAUUUUUCUGGUUUAAGCAAUAUGUUCAUCCCAAAUUGUUCCUGUCUUUCUCGUUGAUAAACAUGUGCAAUCCGGAUUAUUCCCAUCUUGCCAAUGUGGUUCACCCUUACCUAGUUUGUUUGAGGCUCAUUCAAUACUGAAAUCAUAUUCUGAGGCUUUUACAUUGUACAUGACAUGUUUGCCUGUUACUGCUGCAUUGUUUGUAAUCCAUAUCAACCUCUUAUUGACAUAGAUAGUAAAAUAAAUAUAGACAAUCUAUUAUGCAACCCUUUGCAACAAAGCUUGAUCCUUCAAAUAUGUACAUGGUAUGGAAAUACAUUUUUCAUGAAAUCAGUGAAAAAGAAAACUGUUGUAUUCUAAAGACAACAAAUAAUUUUAGAUUGUGGAUGUAGGCAUGUAUGCAAUUAUUGUGAUAUACAUGAAUGUCAGAAUUAUUCCUUAUUGACUAUAGAUUUUAAGAGUUUUCAGAUGUCUAUUGCCAAGUGGUUUUCAUUUUGAGUAAUCUGAUUGUUUCACUGAUUAAACAUGAUGUGUAUGCCAUAUCUAAUGAUAGAAAUUAAAAGAAAAACAAAUGA
Messenger RNA from Strongylocentrotus purpuratus (purple sea urchin), 3009 nucleotides. RefSeq names its product dipeptidyl peptidase 1. The coding region runs from base 114 to 1490 and encodes 458 amino acids. The transcript is spliced from 6 exons. Lineage: Eukaryota; Metazoa; Echinodermata; Echinoidea; Camarodonta; Strongylocentrotidae. Gene Ontology annotation, molecular function: cysteine-type endopeptidase activity. Gene Ontology annotation, cellular component: lysosome. The record is from RefSeq and is a predicted model, not a curated record.